AUGCCGGAGAAGAGCAGAGAGCAGCUGGACUUUCACGACCUGGCCGAUAGUUCCUCUUCAAGUACCUCUUCAAACGACACACUAGAACUUCUGGCUAGCCGUAAAGAGAACGAUGCCAACGAUGCCUUCAAAAUUGUUAAAGGGGCCAACCGAGCACUAGGCGGCGCCUUGCGGACUUCGCACAAAACAACUAAGUCACUAGCUAAACAGGAUGAAGUACUUACUGAUACUCUAAAGCGCAAGAAAGGCAUUAGAAAGACAAUCGAGACAAACGAAGAGCGGGUUGUGCAAAUUGGCCGUUCAGGACAUCUAGUGAGCUUUGGCAACCGGUUUUUUGAUGCGAUUGGAGACUUCUUUACUGGGCGGCGUCGGGCUAUUAGUGCGGUUGAUAAGGCAGCGACUGAUGAGGAAGAGAAGGCUCAGAAAGACGAGAGGCUGGCUGCCGACGACGGAGUGGACGAAAAAGCAGCGGCGGAAGCUCUAGAAGCCUCGGGUGAAGAGGGGGAUGUUGAUGCUGAGCUUGAGAAGACUUUAAUAGGACUAAAGACCUUAAGAAAAGGAGUUAAGUCACAAACCAAACGAAUUCGGGCCCAAACCCAUGCAACCAAAGAGAUGGUGAUUAUGGAUAAAGACACAAACAAACGAACCAAGAGCCUUACGAAAAAGAUCAAGAAGUUGGGUUAG
Nematocida homosporus is the source of this 684-nucleotide messenger RNA. RefSeq lists its product as uncharacterized. The transcript has a single exon. Bases 1 to 684 code for a protein of 227 amino acids. The record is from RefSeq and is a predicted model, not a curated record. Lineage: Eukaryota; Fungi; Microsporidia.